CAGACCGACAUAUUUUAAUCCCUACCUAGAUCAAUAAGAAAGAAAGAGAGCAACAGCGAAGACCCGAGGGGCUCGAAUCAGUAACCAUGCUGCCUACGAAUGUUAUGUCGUUCAUGAAAAAGAUGGUGACUGCAGAACCGGCACCCCCUAGUUCUGCAUCGGAACCGGCAGAUGGCGGUACCACUUUUGGAAAAAUUAGACAGACCUUAUCAUCUUCCCUUCUCACGGCUCAAGACAAAGUAACCAAAAUGGGCCCCAGACCUUCUCUUAUACCCACCGAUGCCACCACGGGAGCCGACCAGCAAUCACCCCCCGCCGAAGACAAGCCCCCCGCCACCAUUACAGCUCCUUCCACGGCCAAAACGGAGCCGGGGAAGCCCCCGAGCAGGGCGGGCGCGUGCAGGGUGUGCCUCAAGGCCUUCAAGCCGGACGACUUCAGCAGGACGUGCGCCACGUGCACGCAGCGCGUGUGCGAGGACUGCGCGAGCUACAGCAAGCUGGGCGAGGACGAGGAUCCGGCCAAUUGGACGUGCAGCGUGUGCAGAAGAAAAAUGCAAUCGCGAGCUGCCGUCAUACCCCAAGACUCCAACGAAAGCCUGCUCGAAAUACCCCUACAGGAGCUGCAGCGGAGGCACUCCGAGGCAAGACUGGGAUCCUCCGGAGGCGGCUUGGGCGUGGGGGGAGGGCCGGGAGGCCUGGCCCCACCUCGCAGUCCCGAGCUCCGACGUCACUCUGACGUAUCGCCUGCAUCUCUUAAGGAAUUGGAAAAGCUGAAAGGCAGCGGCGCCAAAACCCCAGACUCGGACUGGGCCCGCGGCGGCGGCCGCUCCAGGGCCGGCUCCAGGGCCAACAGCCCCCCGCGAACCACCGAACUGCCGCCCCGGUCGCGGAGGGCAUCGCGGGUCGCCCGCCAGCACAGCUACGACGACGAGGUCAAGGCCGGCCUGUUGCCCGGCGCGUCGCCAGGGGGCGGCGGAGGGGAAGUGGGUCUGGGCCUACCCGCUCCCAUGCCCAGGAGAGCUUCGGCCUACGACGUGUUCUCUGUACCAGGCCUGAGUACGGUGACGCAGCCUACAAACAUGGGACGCAGGGCCUCGUUCAGGGCUCCGGCCCCUGAACCUUCGAGUCCCCCCAGUCCGGAUAUGCCCCCCACUCUUACUCUAGUCAUGCCCGAAGAUGACAGACGCACCAGACGAAGAGGAUCGCAUUUACCGGACAUUGGAGGUAUCAGAACAAUAGUACCACCAAGACCUACUCCGGCCCUGGAGGACCUAGAAGCCGCGCCUAGAAGACAGGCUUCGGUAGACGCAGAAGCUAUACGGAUUGUGAUUCAUGACGUGGACAGCGGAUCGGCAUCGGCGGCUCAGAAACGGGUUGUGCUCAGGAGGGAUCCCACAGAUAAAGCUCAUAGAACCCGAGGCUUCGGCAUGAGAGUGGUGGGGGGCAAAACUAGUCCCGACGGUCAUCUGUUUGCCUACAUAGUGUGGACGGUGCCGGGGGGACCGGCAGAGAAGGGCGGCCUACAACAAGGCGACAAGGUUCUUGAAUGGGGAGGCGUUUCCCUCAUAGAUCGCAAUUUCGAGGAGGUGUGCGCCAUCAUGGACCACACCGGCGACACUGUGGAAUUGCUGGUCGAGCACGCCACUGACCUAAGGAUGUGCGACUUUUUGGACGAGCCCCCGCAACCCCCGCCAGUGUGCAGGAAACCGUCAGAGGCCAACAUCACAGCUUUACAUGUCGAACCAGAAAACGAAAAAACUCCCUCGUCGCCAACCCGAAGAAAACUACCCAAAACACCGGAACAACUCGCCAAAGAGCGAACAGUCUCGGGCAGAAUCCAAAUACAAGUUUGGUACCAUGACGAAAGAAAAGAGCUUGUAGUUGCUGUCCUGGCCGCAGACGACCUGGCACCCAGAGAUGACAGUUUGGGAUUUGGACCUUUGCCGGAAGCCUAUGCCAGACUGUGUCUUUUACCUCUGACUCCUGUUUCUAGAACGGAGGAUCACUGUGUCCAGACUGAAGUGGCCCCCGCCAGCCAGAACCCCAUAUGGAACGCCAACUUAAGUUUCAUGAACGUGCCAGGUGACGAACUCAUGGAACGAGUACUGGAAAUCACUCUUUGGGACCUCAUACCUCACAACGAACACGCGUUUUUAGGGGAGUGCUCGGUUGACUUGCAAAAAGCGUUUCUGGAUGACAGAGCAGUAUGGUGCAGACUGGAAGAUCCCAGGCAACUUAGAGGAAGAUCUCCUCACACUUCACCAAGAGGUUCGGUGGCUGGAACUGGCAAAAGGAACGACUUUGGAAAUCAAAGAAGCGUCUCUGAUGAUGUGGAUUCUAUCGGAGAGUGUGCCAGUCUACUGCAUCCAGACCACGCUUGGGGUUCAAGAAGAGGUUCUUCACAGUCCGAACAACUGGAAGUGGAAGUGUACCAACUGGGCAAAGAUUUCUCCAGAUCGUUACCUGGGUCUAGAAGAUCAUCCUUCCAGAGCGCACAAGAACAAGCAGAACAGGAACAGCCUGCUGCUCCACCUCCUCCUUCAUACUCUAGAGAUCGCCGAAGAAGUAGUUGCACCAGAAUGUUAAGAGACCCAGAAGAGAUAUUGAAAUCUCUGAAAGCAGUUAAAGGGGAAUUGGGAAGGACCAUGAGCCUGACAGCUGACAAACGAAGAAGGUCGAGUGCAGUUUCUAAUCGAUCCGAAGUGCGAAAAAAUAGCGUCAUGGAAGUUCCAGAGAAGGAGAAAGAAAAGGACAAUAGUCCUCCUAGUAGUCCAGAAAGGGCUUCGCCUCCAAGGCUUGGGCCGGGACAGAUCAAACCCAGAGGGUUUAGAUUAUCCGGUACCAAACCAGUUGAAAUCAAACUGGGUUUGCUCAUGACCAAAGGACAACUAGAAGUAGAGGUGGUAUGUGCCCGACACAUUGCUCAAAAAGAAACCCCACCCGACACAUACGUCAAGUGCUAUCUGCGAGACGGUGAGAAAUGGUUGCAGAAGAAAAAAACUCGCGUGUGUAGACACUCCUGCGAGCCCCAGUUCAGGCAGACGCUCAAGUACCAAGCUUGUGACGUUCUAGGACGCAGUUUGGUGGUCAUGCUCUGGGAACGUCAGGGUGGUUUCGAGCACAACCAAGGUUUGGGCGGGGCAGAAGUAGCUCUGGAUUCACUCACCCUGACCUACCUAAACAUCGGUUGGUACCCCUUGUUUCCCAUCCACUCACUAGGAAGCGAUUCAAACGACUCACCUUGACCAGGCGGCGAUUCAGGAGACGAAUCUCCCGCAGAUUGAUCGGAGAACGAAGAUAUUUUGGAGGUGCAUGUUUUUUCUGUUCUUGAGAUGGGGAGAAGAAGUUUAAGUAGACCAAAAGUAAAUCAUAACACCAAUAUAUGUACUAAGAAUGAUUAUUGUGAAAAAUGAAAUUGUUAAUAGUACAACUUGUCGAAUA
This is a messenger RNA of Sitophilus oryzae (rice weevil), 3441 nucleotides long. It is a transcript of the gene Fife, whose product is annotated as regulating synaptic membrane exocytosis protein 1. The record is from RefSeq and is a predicted model, not a curated record. Gene Ontology annotation, cellular component: cytoskeleton of presynaptic active zone; presynaptic membrane. Gene Ontology annotation, biological process: positive regulation of synaptic transmission; calcium ion-regulated exocytosis of neurotransmitter; regulation of synaptic plasticity. The coding region runs from base 87 to 3245 and encodes 1052 amino acids. NCBI's taxonomy places the organism in Eukaryota, Metazoa, Arthropoda, Insecta, Coleoptera, Curculionidae. The transcript is spliced from 18 exons. Gene Ontology annotation, molecular function: transmembrane transporter binding; small GTPase binding.